Molecule: messenger RNA, 2291 nt
Organism: Trichophyton rubrum CBS 118892
Lineage: Eukaryota; Fungi; Ascomycota; Eurotiomycetes; Onygenales; Arthrodermataceae
Product: leucine aminopeptidase 2
Exons: 2
Coding region: 969-2102 (377 amino acids)
Biological process (GO): proteolysis
Molecular function (GO): aminopeptidase activity; metalloexopeptidase activity
Source: RefSeq, a predicted model, not a curated record
GACAAGCCUCAGCUUUCCACGCAGGACGUAGUGCCAAAUUCCUGUGAGAUAUUCAACCCGAAGAAAGCAAAGUUUGGGCUCUGCUCUGGGUUCUUGGGAUGCACAUCCAUGUGCUCAGGUAGCGAAAUCACGAACAACCGGCAGGUUGCGGCCAUGAUCAUGGGAAAUUGGUCCCGCAAGAAGCCGAGCGAGAUUGCAUGAUAGGACAAGAGGAAGAGGUACGGGUUGAUGGGAAUAAGAUACCUUUUGGCCUCAGAAUUGGGUCGGCUGGUAUAUAUUAACCAGUGUCAGACCCAACUUUUCUAGGAGAUCGAUCGGCAGGAUCUUCGAUAGCGAGGAAUUCCCAUAUCAAUCCUCCUUCUCCCUAGGUUGCCCUUCUUCCUUCGUUUAGCAGAGCACAGCAUAUUCACCAUGAAGUCGCAACUGUUGAGCCUGGCUGUGGCCGUCACAACCAUCUCCCAGGGCGUUGUUGGUCAAGAGCCCUUCGGAUGGCCUUUCAAGCCUAUGGUCACUCAGGUGAGUUGCUCUCAACAGAUCGAUCGAUCGAUCUACCUUUGUCCCUGUCACAUCAAACUCCAGCAGAGCCAAAGAAACAGACACAAUGUUCCUGGGGAAUUCUUAUGGGCUAAUGUAAAUGUAUAGGAUGACCUGCAAAACAAGAUAAAGCUCAAGGAUAUCAUGGCAGGCGUCGAGAAGCUGCAAAGCUUUUCUGAUGCUCAUCCUGAAAAGAACCGAGUGUUUGGUGGUAAUGGCCACAAGGACACUGUAGAGUGGAUCUACAAUGAGAUCAAGGCCACUGGCUACUACGAUGUGAAGAAGCAGGAGCAAGUACACCUGUGGUCUCAUGCCGAGGCUGCUCUCAAUGCCAAUGGCAAGGACCUCAAGGCCAGCGCCAUGUCCUACAGCCCUCCUGCCAGCAAGAUCAUGGCUGAGCUUGUUGUUGCCAAGAACAAUGGCUGCAAUGCUGUAUGUGCCAUACACUUUCUAUACGUCACAUUCUCUCUAGAAUGAAGAGCACGGGAGAACUAACUUUAUGUAUACAGACUGAUUACCCAGCGAACACUCAGGGCAAGAUCGUCCUCGUUGAGCGUGGUGUCUGCAGCUUCGGCGAGAAGUCUGCUCAGGCUGGUGAUGCAAAGGCUGCUGGUGCCAUUGUCUACAACAACGUCCCCGGAUCCCUUGCUGGCACUCUUGGUGGCCUUGACAAGCGCCAUGUCCCAACCGCUGGUCUUUCCCAGGAGGAUGGAAAGAACCUUGCUACCCUCGUUGCUUCUGGUAAGAUUGAUGUCACCAUGAACGUUAUCAGUCUGUUUGAGAACCGAACCACCUGGAACGUCAUUGCUGAGACCAAGGGAGGAGACCACAACAACGUUAUCAUGCUCGGUGCUCACUCCGACUCCGUCGAUGCCGGCCCUGGUAUUAACGACAACGGCUCGGGCUCCAUUGGUAUCAUGACCGUUGCCAAAGCCCUCACCAACUUCAAGCUCAACAACGCCGUCCGCUUUGCCUGGUGGACCGCUGAGGAAUUCGGUCUCCUUGGAAGCACCUUCUACGUCAACAGCCUCGAUGACCGUGAGCUGCACAAGGUCAAGUUGUACCUCAACUUCGACAUGAUCGGCUCUCCCAACUUCGCCAACCAGAUCUACGACGGUGACGGUUCGGCCUACAACAUGACCGGCCCCGCUGGCUCUGCUGAAAUCGAGUACCUGUUCGAGAAGUUCUUUGACGACCAGGGUAUCCCACACCAGCCCACUGCCUUCACUGGCCGAUCCGACUACUCUGCUUUCAUCAAGCGCAACGUGCCCGCUGGCGGCCUCUUCACUGGAGCCGAGGUUGUCAAGACCCCCGAGCAAGUCAAGUUGUUCGGUGGUGAGGCUGGCGUUGCCUAUGACAAGAACUACCAUCGCAAGGGCGACACCGUUGCCAACAUCAACAAGGGAGCUAUCUUCCUUAACACUCGAGCCAUCGCCUACGCUAUCGCCGAGUAUGCCCGAUCCCUCAAGGGAUUCCCAACCCGCCCAAAGACCGGCAAGCGUGACGUCAACCCCCAGUAUUCUAAGAUGCCUGGUGGUGGCUGCGGACACCACACUGUCUUCAUGUAAAGAGAUGUUUUCAUGUUAAUGUUACCAGCUAAUGAUGAUGAUAGCUUAGAAAUGUAUAUACCAUUUUUUAAUUAUGUUCUGAACGUUGUAGAAGUAUGGGAAUUUCAAAAAGUACAUUAUCAUUGUUGUAGUUCUAAAUGUUGGAAAAGUAAGUUUACCGUGGUUGAUGCUCCGUCCCUAAACGCCGGC